GCUGAAUGUCUGGGUCUCUCAUCCCUGCAAUCCGUCGCCACCAGCGUGGACAUGUACACAAAUGCAUAUGGGUCACAUCAAGGCGACCGACGCCCCAAGGCCCAAAACCGCAUACGUCCUCUCUACGUCCUAAUGCAAUGAAGGCUAUGCUACACUCGCGCACACACCCUGAACAUCUAUCUCUCUAUCGAUGAUGCAUGCACAGCAUCAAGACACGUCGACGAACACCAUCCGCAAAGAACGGCCGUACAUGUGGACAACUCGCACGUACUAGGAAGUCACAUACAUCAGGAACACACACGUGUAUGCAUUCAUGCAAUCUCUCGACAAAAACGGCCAUAAGACAUACGUGGGUGCGUGAGCGAAAGAGUGUGAGACAGCGCGCAUGUAUCAAUAUGCCGCCAUAUGUAUAUUCCAAGACUCAGCAGGAGGUAAACAGAUACACACAUGUGUCAGACGUAUAUAUACACACACAGUAUGGUGCUUACUCAUAUGGACGGACAAAUACACAUGUCAAGUACGUACGUACAUAUACGUGAGCAGGACACACACAGUGGCCCACUUGUCUGUGUGUCACCCACCCACACAUCCACCCACUGUCCCACCCACGCAAAACACCGCAAUGUCUCAGGCGCUGACGUCCAUCUCGUGCCUGUUGCUCUGCUCCUACUCCUCGCAGCAUGGUGACGGGUCAAGGCCGCACAACGCCUGGAACACACACAGGAAUACACAAUGAACAUGAGUGCUAAUUGUUUGCUGUUUAAUUUCUCACCCUGGAAUGUACGCAGAGGGUCAGCACAGCACACAUGCACACAUGCGCAGGCAUACACAGCGAAUGCAUGCGCACGUGUUUGCGUUUGCGCCUUGUCUCCACUGACCCUGGGGAGCCCAUGAUCCCGCACACCCAUACCACUAACAUGAACCCUGUAUACAUUACAUGAAUGACACGACAUGAAAGCAUCGCCUCCACCCGAUGAGCUGUAUGCGUACCCAUGGCGAAAUACACACCGCCGUAGCUGCCGAAUUCCACGUUCUCAUGGAACGCCGCGAAUCCUGUAGCACCGACAAACCCCACGAUGUGUGCGUUGGGUGAAUCGGCAUCCUGCACGUACCGCCCAGAGUUGAGUAGAAGCACUGAGCAGCGUAGAACGACGGAACGGCCACAUUGGCCUUUCCGGAGUUCAUGGCCAUAGAAAGGAACAUCGCCUGACCAACCAGGUCCAGAUAAACGGCCAUAACAAUGUGUGUGUGGUGUGUGCCAGGCAGGUGCCGACUUGAAAGAGCCCGCAAACGGGAAGUGAAAGACAUGUGGCGACCGCAGGGCCCCACAGCAGGACCUCUUGCUGGACACACAGACAAACAGACAGACAGGCACUCACAAAGGACACGCAUGUGAUAUGGGGUUGUGAGCGAUACAUACCUUGCCGUACAGAAUGAGCUGCUUCAUCAGCAGCGGUGCCUGUGAGCCGAUAAUGCCACCCAGGACGCCGUACAGGAGUGCUGACACACACACAGCACGCACAGAUUUGUCGCCCUACUUGUGAUGGACGCUCCACCUACUGAUCCAGUCUCCUGCAUCGUCCUCUGGGCUGUCAGGCUGCUGCUCGACGUCGUCUUUUUCGGCAUCCAGGAUGGGUUCCAAUUCCCGCGGCGAACUCUCCUCCCUGUUGACAGGACAAUCAGUCUCUGGAGAGGUCGCGCUGAUGGCUAUGUCAUGCACCCACCCCUGUGUGUCCUGGCCCUCAUUGUGGUUCUCUCUGUCCUGGCCAAAGCAAGACCUACAGCACUGGCCAAACCACGACCUACAGCACACAACAGAGAAGGAUGAAUGUGUGGAUCGUUUGAUGCCGUGUACGCACCAGAAGGCUGCGAAUCGUUCAAGCAUCUGGCCAUCGAUGUACCAGAGGGACACUAUGCACACCCCGGCGGAGGCGACCCAAAGGAGCAUGUACAUCAGGUACCACCAGCUUGGAGCGGGCAGAAAGAUGCUCUCUCCCAGUUCCUGACAGAACGAAGACACGCACGACGACACGCACGGAGCAGGGGCAGUGUGCUCUCUCUCUCUCUCUCUCUGUGUGUGUGUGUGUGUGUGCUCUCUCUCUCUCUGUGUGUGUGUGUGUGUGUGUGUUUUGUGUGCGCGUGUGUGAGCGGCUGCUUGCCUUCUUCUUGUGGCUGACGCUUGAUCGCAUCACGCCUGUGCACACGAAUAUCCCGAAAGCGAUGAUGCAGGUAGAACACCAUUCCCGCCCGGUACACCGCUCCUUGUUGCAACACUGGAGAGACAAGCACCACUUCACGUGGCCGGUAUGGGCGCUCACCCACCCACCCACUCACUCACCCAGGAAACGAUUGCAUUGAUGAGGAGCGCCAGGACGGCCCAGGGGGCCAAGAGGGAGGCCGCCGCAAAGUCAAGCGCAUACCAGUGGAUGAAGGCUCCGCCGACUUGGACAACAAGUCCACACCACCAAAUCGCAUGCUCGGGCGUGCGGCCUUUCUGCAUUUGCAUGCCAAUGCAGCCGACUGCAUUGGCAGUGACGGUUAAGCCAAUUCCGAGGGCGAGGUCCGUCCGGUGGGCCCAGUGGGAGAGGCACAAAGGGCCGCCUGCGCCAGCUGUGAGCCACACGAAGGCCAGAAGGACGGCGGCCUGGUGUAUCUUCUGCA
Vitrella brassicaformis is the source of this 2661-nucleotide messenger RNA. NCBI's taxonomy places the organism in Eukaryota, Vitrellaceae. The record is from the annotation of a GenBank genome assembly.